CCAUUGCUACAAUGGGACGGCCUCUGGACGCCCUCGGGAUAGGAUUAAUCUUGGUACGUGUGUGACAUCUCCAGCUUCAGUUUUUAGGUUCGCGAAUAACUUGAAGGCAAUUGAAGUGAAAAUACAGCAUGCGUGGCGUCUGAGUUGGAAUCAGAGGUAGAGGAUGUCGAUUGAGGCAGACGUGUUGCUGCAGGAGGCUAAGGAGAACAUCGAGGCGGCACAGAACUACAGGAGUGAACUGCAACAGCGUCUGCAUGGACUCAACCAGGCCCUCAACCAGGUGAGGGGCAGUGCAGGCCGGACGCGGGAGGCCCUGCGGGGUCAUUUCGAGACGCUGCAGGCUCAGGUGUCUCUCCUGCUGGGCGAGCGGCUGGCGGCCCUGCUGCAGGAGGUGGACGCCAUCGAGCAGGACAGCGUGCGGCCGCUGGACGACUGCCAGAGGCUCAUCGAGCAGGGCGUCGGCACCGCCGACGAGCUGCUGAGAGAAGGUGAGGCUGCGAUUCGCUGUAUCGGGGAGAACGAUGACAAGCUGGGAAGCUUUACGAAGAAGGCCCUUCAGAUUCAGCUGGACAGUCUCCCCGAGGUGCCCGUGCUGGUGGAUGUCCCCUGCCUCUCAGCCCAGCUGGACGGCUCGCUGCUCGCCGCUCUUCGGGAGCGCAUCGCGUGCCACGGCAGUGUGGCCUCGCACCCCCCCGUGCUCAUAGAGCAGCUGGAGGAGCGGCCGGGGGGCGUGCUGGUGCGCUGGUGCAAGGUGGACGAUGACUUCACCGCACAGGACUACCGGCUGCAGUUCCGCCGCAGUACCGCCUCCCAGUACGAGGACGCCUACAUUGGCAGGGACUCGGAGUUCCUGGUGCUGCACCUGGAUCCGCACACAGACCACCUGUUCCGCGUCUGCGCCAGGGGGGAGGGGCGCACCGAGUGGAGCCCCUGGAGCGUUCCCCAAACCGGCUACACCACGCUAGCGCCGCACGAGUGGCAGCCAGGCAGCGAGGGCUACAUCCUGAGCAGCCGGAGAAACAUCGCCCUGCGCAGCGACUCCCCCGCUGGCGCCCUCUACUCCAGCGCCCCCUCCUGCUUCUGUGGGCAGACCCUCACCUUCAGGAUCAUGGCUGCCGGUAAGCCAGACAGACGGGACGGCCUGGGGGUGUGUGUGGAGCGCAUGACCGGCACAGAGUCGCUGCAGAGGAACAGAGCUGUGUGCGUCUCCCCCAAAGGUGCUGUGUUUGUGAAUGGAAAAGAGAUGACCAACCAGCUGCCAGCCAUCACCAUCGGCUCAGCCGUGACCUUUGACAUGGAAGUUGUCAGCCUGCUUCCUGUCACCAACAAUAACGUCAAUGACAAGGGAAGCCUAAAGUUGAGGGUGACGAUUGGCUCAGGGAGUAGAGAGGUGGUAUUUGAUUGGCUCCUGGAUCAGGAAGUGGACCGCCUUUUCUUUGGCUGCUCCUUCACGCACCCUGGAUGGAAGGUUCUCGUCUUCUGAUACUAUUGACCCUGCUCACCAGCAUAACCAUGUUCAAUGGGACAAACAAGGAAGAAGUUGAGUCUUUUGGACGGUGCAGUCCCUCAGCAAUAUGAACAUGUUCUUAUGCUCGUCUGCAUUGGGGCUGAAUUUGAGCCGUGUGCUUUCUUGAGCUGUGGUGGCUUAGAAUUUGUAACUCCUCAGACUUAAUCUCAAACAUUUCAGUUUCAAGCAAUUUAACAGUUUUUUGAGUGAUUGAUUUAUUGAUACGUAACAAUUGAUUGGUGACUGAAAUGCUUUUUGGCUGGCCCGCAACAGCAGGGCCAGCCCUACAAACGCGAAUGUCUGUGACUGAGUGAGUGACUGAGUGAGUGAUGAAGUUAUACCAUUGGUCGGCUGAGUUAUGAAGUUACACCAUUGGUCGGCCGGAUCACGUGUGUUAGGUCCAGCCAUAUACUAGGUUUUGACCUGGUCUUGUUUAUGGAAAAAAUGUGUCACACUCCCCCUCAUACCCUUCCUACAAGGGCUGGUCCUGUGUUUAACCUUCUACUCCAAACCGCUGGUCAGCCGACUGAAUGACCAGCCCGUAGAGGACAGAAAUGUCUACAGUCCUCCAGCAUUCCAGUGGCAUAUUUUUUUCUGAAGACAAACUGACAUGAAGUUCUUCAAAGCUACAGCUGCAAGUUGCGGAAGCGACCCAUCGGGGAAACGCGUUGAGCCAAUGUUCAGAGAUCAGCUUCAGAUGCGUUCAGUCAGCAGGUCACAGUGAAGGAACUGUACUGUAAGAUGACAGAUUCUGAUUGAUACAUAUUUUAGAUAUUUUGCUGCGAUAAGUCUUAAACAUUGUUUUCAGAAUUAAUAUAGCUUGUCCAGAUCAGUUGCUGGAAGAAGAGGGAAGACUAAAAUUGUGCCUUUUAGUAUUUUCACAAGUUCAGUAUGUAUUAUGCUGUACAAUGCAACUGAUGUGCAUUCCUAAAUGUGAGUUAGUUGAAAAAUAUUUCAGAUACACAAAUUAGGCAGUUUUUUCAAAUAUACUCUGAACAGCUGAAAAUUGUAGAGUAGUAAUUAAAUAUGUUUUAAUGUGCAGCUUUAGGAAGAAUGCAUUCAGAAGCAGUUAAAAAAAAAAAAACCGUUUGAACACCUUGUGGUCUCUCAGUUUUUUCAACUCUAAUUUUGAGGAAGGAGGUUGAUCCGGAGUGAAACUUUUUAAUGCACUCUGAACUAGUAAGAGCAUAGACCUGUGAUAGACUCCAUUGCUUAUCUUCUGUUCCUCAAAGCAAUGCUUCAGUUUUGAAUGACACUGACUGACGGUGUAUUGAGAGCAACAAUGUUAAAUGCGUAUAUGUUUGCAGUGGGAUCGGAGUGGGAUUUGGGGUAUUGAGCCCUAAUGUGUGCCCUGUAUACCUGCAAGAAAUUUCAGUGUGUUCAUCUGUAGAGCACAGCAAACCAUGCUGCCAAUAGAUCUGGACUGAGCAGGGUGUUUUUUUAAAAAAAGGAUAAACGCUGAAAAUCUGUCAUGUCUAGAUAGAUACAGUCAAGAUGUAAAUACUUUAUAGGGUUAUAGAGAAAACAGCUGGUACAGAAAUCAAACUAUUUAGAGAGCAGCGGUUUGUCAGUAAUGUGCAGUGUGAACAUGUUAGCCUUUAAGCAUUGCAACUACAAGGUAAGCUGAAUGCAACUUGUUGCCAUUACACCCAACAUGUGAACCACAACUAGAACAGCACUGAUCAUCGUGUCCAUUUUCUGUUGUUACACCCCGAGGAUUGGACUCGUCAUUUCUUAAAUAUAUUGUCUACUGCAGACAUUUU
Anguilla anguilla (European eel) is the source of this 3270-nucleotide messenger RNA. Its product is annotated as cytokine receptor-like factor 3. Bases 164 to 1483 code for a protein of 439 amino acids. Lineage: Eukaryota; Metazoa; Chordata; Actinopteri; Anguilliformes; Anguillidae. The record is from RefSeq and is a predicted model, not a curated record. Gene Ontology annotation, molecular function: protein binding. The transcript is spliced from 9 exons.